CUGUGCCGAGGACAUGACCUACGCGACAAGAUCAUGAGCUCUCCUUAGACUGCAGGCCUUCUGAAACAUGUCUUUUACGGCAACUUCCUGUCUUCCUCUUCCCUCACUACAAAGCUUUCCUCACUGUCCUUGAAGGCGUUCUUUCCUUAUCGGCACGCACCUGGCUGGCACCCCCGGCACUUCCGCAUCACCUCCGAUAGCACCUUCACCGCCAUAGUAAAGCAUCAUGGAACGAGUACGGCAGAUAUUCGAGCGUGAAAACGCGAGGGUGUCCUAUGAGCGUCUUGAGGGUGGAUCUGAGGAUGUAGAUGGAGAGCCAAUAGAGCAGGCGGAGGGCCAGGCCUUCUCCUGGACUGAUUACUCCGUAUUCCUCUUGCUAGGAGUUGCUAUGCUAUGGGCUUGGAAUAUGUUCCUCGCUGCAGCCCCGUACUUCCAACAUCGCUUCGAAUCCAACGAGAACCUACUCCGCAACUUCCAGUCCGCUAUCCUCUCCGUAUCGACCGUGGGGAACUUAGGCUCCGUCAUAGUCUUGAGCGAACUUCAGGCUAAAGCAAACUACCCAAAACGCAUCAUCAUUGCACUAGGCCUGAACGCCAUUGUAUUCACCCUGCUCGCAAUAUCUACCAAGAUCUUCCUCAACGUGUCGGCUGGUGUUUACUUUGCCUUCCUCUUGGUCAUAGUGCUCAGUGCUAGCUUGGCGACUGGAAUGUGCCAGAACGGCAUCAUGGCUUACGUCGCUGGUUUCGGACGCGAAGAAUAUACACAGGGGAUCAUGACUGGUCAGGGAAUUGCUGGUGUGUUACCUGCCGUCACUCAGAUCAUCUCUGUCCUGUCGGUUCCAAAGAAGGAGCCGGCUGAUGGCAAGCCUCAAGAGUCGAGUGCUUCUGCAUUCACGUACUUUCUUACCGCCACGGUAAUUUCUGCUGCUACCUUGAUUGCUUUCUUCUACCUACUUUCCAGGGACAGCUCUAAACAGCGUAUGAAACGUUAUUCAGCCCACGACGAGCUGGAUACGGAUGGGCUUCACAGCCACCACAAGCGGAUACCGUUAACAAGGCUUCUGAAGAAGCUCUUCUGGCUCGCCGGUGCAGUCUUUCUUACCUUCGCCAUCACCAUGGUCUCUUGCCCAGUCUUCACAGGUCAAAUUAUCAGCGUUCGAGACCCAGAAACCGCACCGCGUCUCUUUCUACCGGCUACAUUCAUACCUUUAGGGUUCUUUUUCUGGAACUUGGGUGAUCUCAUCGGCCGCACCGGUCCAGCUCUUUCAGCAUUACGUCUCACACAUCGUCCGCGUCUUCUUUUUGCCAUGUCCGUUGCACGAAUCGUCUUCAUACCCAUGUACCUUCUCUGUAAUGUAGGUGGAAAUGGUGCUGCUAUCAAUUCUGACUUUUUCUACUUGAUUGUCGUACAGCUGCUCUUCGGUAUGACAAACGGCUACCUCGGAAGUAGCUGCAUGAUGGGCUUUGUGGAGUGGGUUGAUUCGGACGAGGUUGAAGCUGCAGGAGGGUUCAUGUCCCUUUGUCUCGUUGGCGGUUUAACGGCGGGAAGCUUUUUGAGCUUCUUCGCCGCUCAGACUUCUUGAGUAGACGUUCUUGAUGUAAAUGAUUCAAACUCUGCUGGGGAUAGUCCCAUGGCAAAUCGUAAGGUUUUAUCACUGCACGCCAGGCGCAAGACUUUCUCCCAUAGUUUCGAUCACGAAUUAGAGGAAUCACAUGCCCAACACCUCCAGUGCUUGCUUUGAGGGACUGUCUACAUCCGACGCUUGUACCUGGACAUGCUGGACAACAUCUACAUCAUAUGAGUAGUGAGCUUCUCGCUUUUCGCUUCUUCGGCGGCCACGACCCGUUAGUCUCGCCUUCUCCAGACGGAUAUUAGCGACCAUGUCAAGCGACACAGCCUUCCUCGUCAUCAA
Cucurbitaria berberidis CBS 394.84 is the source of this 1912-nucleotide messenger RNA. RefSeq lists its product as uncharacterized. The transcript has 2 exons. NCBI's taxonomy places the organism in Eukaryota, Fungi, Ascomycota, Dothideomycetes, Pleosporales, Cucurbitariaceae. The record is from RefSeq and is a predicted model, not a curated record. The coding region runs from base 227 to 1582 and encodes 451 amino acids. Gene Ontology annotation, molecular function: nicotinamide riboside transmembrane transporter activity; nucleobase transmembrane transporter activity. Gene Ontology annotation, biological process: nucleoside transmembrane transport. Gene Ontology annotation, cellular component: plasma membrane; fungal-type vacuole membrane.